Messenger RNA from Camellia sinensis, 730 nucleotides. The record is from RefSeq and is a predicted model, not a curated record. Lineage: Eukaryota; Viridiplantae; Streptophyta; Magnoliopsida; Ericales; Theaceae.
GAGAAAUGCAAUUCUAUUUUUGUUUGGUUAUAAUAGAAAACAUAUUGGAAAAGAAAGGGAGAGGGAAAUGAAUUAAGAAAUAGGAGGACCUUCUAGAACAUCAAUUCCUUUAUAUCUGUGAGAAAAGACCCGGGAAAACUAGGAGGAAAAAUUUAUCGGGGAGAGAGUUUCAUUGUUCAUGGCCUCUUGCAGGAGACCAUUCAUGAGUAGCUUCAAACAACCACCACUGACGAGUUUUGAAGAUCUAACUCCUGAAGCAAAAUCUGAUUUUCAGCAUCAUUCAGCAAACCCUUCCAAUCAGGGAUCAUCAUUUGCUUCAAUUGGUAAUCUUCAGUCACUGAACUCGAUUGAAGAUUCAUUGCUUGGAAAUUUCGAUCAGCAUCAUUCAGCAAACCCUUCCAAUUGGGGAUCAUCAUUUUCUUCAAUUGGUAAUCUUCAAUCAUUGAACUUGGUUGAAGAUUCAUUGCUCGAAAAUUUUGAUCAAGUGUUUGUGCCCCUCUUUCGUUUUCUCUUCCCCUCUCAUUAAACUCAGAUCUGUAUUGAAAAUUCCAUACACACACACCUAUAUAUGUUUUAUUAUGAAUAAGAGAUUAUAGAUACAUCUAUUUAUUUAUCUAUGUUCAAGCUGCUUUGCAAUUUUGCUCUGAAGUGAAAUUGCAGAAACCCUUUUUGUUUUCUAAGUAGUUUGAUGAUUUAAUAUCUUCUUUUCACUUUGCAUGGCUUUAAUGAG